AUGAAGUUUUCAACGGCUAUUGGCACUCUUACCACAGCCGCCUUAAUGGCACUUGCUCGUGCUUCCGACCUGCCCUCUAUUGAGGUUGUUGGCAACAAGUUUUUUUACUCCAACAACGGUUCGCAAUUCUAUAUUAAAGGUGUCGCUUACCAGUCCAACUCUUUGGUCAACGUGACCUCCAGUCAGACUUUCUCAGACCCUCUGGCUGAUGGCGACGCUUGCAAGCGUGAUAUUCCUUACCUGCUUGAACUCAGCACCAACGUGGUUCGUGUCUACGCCAUCAACACUUCGCUCGACCACUCGUCGUGUAUGCAGCAGUUCAGCGACGCUGGUAUUUAUGUCAUUGCUGAUCUUUCUGAGCCCGGUCUCUCCAUUAACCGUGACGCUCCCUCUUGGGACGUGUCUUUGUACACCCGCUACACCGAGGCUGUUGACGCGUUGGCCAACUACUCCAACGUCCUCGGUUUCUUCGCUGGUAAUGAGGUUGUUAAUGCUGUCAACAACACCGAUGCUGCUCCUUUUGUCAAGGCUGCUAUCCGUGAUACUAAGGCUUACAUCAAGUCCAAAAACUACCGUAACAUCCCCGUCGGUUAUGCUGCCACUGAUGAUGCUGGUCCCCGUGUUCCCGAGGCUGAGUACUUUGCCUGUGGUGACGAAAGCGAGCGGGCUGAUUUCUUCGGUCUCAACAUUUAUGAGUGGUGCGGUGACUCUAGCUACGAACAGUCUGGUUACGCUGCCCGCACUAAGGACUACUCGAACCUUGGUAUUCCACUGUUCUUCUCUGAGUAUGGCUGCAAUGCCGUACAGCCCCGCAAAUUCACAGAGGUCAAGGCUCUUUACGGUCCCAACAUGACCGAUGUCUGGUCUGGUGGUAUUGUGUACAUGUACUUCCAGGAGGUGAAUGACUACGGUUUGGUUACCAUUGGUAGCGACGACAAGGUCACCACUUUGGUCGACUUUGGAUACCUGUCCAGCGAGCUGGCCAGCAUUUCUCCUACCAGUGCUUCCUCCAGCUCUAUCACUGCCACCUCCAGCGUCGACUGCCCCGCCUCCACUCUUACCAACUGGAACGCUGCUACCGUUCUGCCUCCCUCGCCUAAUGCUGACGUCUGCAGCUGCUUGGACAGUGGUGCUGCUUGUGCUAUCAAGAACAGCGUUUCUGACGAGGACUACGAGGAUAUUUUCGGUUACAUCUGCAGUGCCUCCCCUGCUGCCUGCGCGGGUAUCGCCAAGAACGGUAGCACUGGUGUCUACGGUUCGUUUGCUGGUUGCAACCCCAAGGAGCAGCUCAACUGGGUCAUGAACGCCUACUACUCCGCCAACGGCAAGGCCGCAAGCGCCUGCGACUUCAGCGGUUCUGGUACCGUUGUCAGCCCCUCCACUAACUCUGCAUGCAAGGCCGUUUUCUCCCAGGCCGGCUCUUCUGCCACUGGUAGCUUGACCAACGGCGCUGCCAUUGGCGACAUUGUUACUGCUGCUGCUGGCUCCGGUUCCGGCUCUGGCGCCAAUAAUGUUCAGGCCACCGGCUCCGGCUCCGGCUCCGGCUCCGGCUCUGGCAAGUCUUCCGGCAAGUCCGGCAGCUCUUCUGGUUCUGCUUCUGGCUCCUCCAGCGCUUCUUCUUCUUCCUCCAAGAAGAACGCCGCCGUCUCUAACAAAAUGCCUGUUGCUGCCGGUCUGUUGGCCGCCGCUGGCGCUAUUGUGAUGGCCGGUGUCUUCUAA
This is a messenger RNA of Wickerhamiella sorbophila, 1719 nucleotides long. Its product is annotated as pH-responsive protein 2. The transcript has a single exon. Gene Ontology annotation, biological process: fungal-type cell wall (1->3)-beta-D-glucan biosynthetic process. Lineage: Eukaryota; Fungi; Ascomycota; Dipodascomycetes; Dipodascales; Trichomonascaceae. Gene Ontology annotation, molecular function: 1,3-beta-glucanosyltransferase activity. Gene Ontology annotation, cellular component: cytoplasm; fungal-type cell wall. The coding region runs from base 1 to 1719 and encodes 572 amino acids. The record is from RefSeq and is a predicted model, not a curated record.